UACAGUGUUUUAGGAUACUACAUUAUUAACACGUAUGUUAUCUGUAUUCCAGGAACCGCACCGGAAAGAUGAGCAGUACAGUGUUUUAGUAUACUACAUUAUUACCACGUAUGUUAUCUGUAUUCUAGGAACCUCACCGGAAAGAUAAGCAGUACAGUGUAUUAGGAUACUACAUUAUUACCACGUAUGUUAUCUGUAUUCCAGGAACCGCACCAGAAAGAUAAGCAGUACAGUGUUUUAGGAUACUACAUUAUUACCACGUAUGUUAUCUGUAUUCCAGGAACCGCACCAGAAAGAUAAGCAGUACAGUGUUUUAGAAUACUACAUUAUUACCACGUAUGUUAUCUGUAUUCCAGGAACCGCACCAGAAAGAUAAGCAGUACAGUGUUUUAGGAUACUACAUUAAAUAUAAAAUGCUUGAUAAAGGUGAAAAACUUCAGUACAAGACUGUGGAAAUUCGAAACCAUCUGACGCAUGAUUGGGACAUUGAAAAUUUGGAACCUCAUUCUAAAUAUAAAGUGACUGUUCAAGCGUUUAAUGAGAAGGGUUCGGGCCCAGCAUCAAAUCCUGUUACAGUAAAAACCUUCGAGUAUGAUCCUCCAAGUUCUCCACACCUUAGGAUUCUGUCUACCACACCAUCCUCUAUCCAUUUAACCUGGAAUAAGCCAAGGGAUGAUAACCCAGUUGAAGAAUAUAUUUUGUACCAGAAAGAUGAAACGUCGGAAUGGAUUAAGAUACACUUGCCAGGUGACAUACAUAGUCAUGUGUUACACGAUUUAAGAUGUGGUAGAAAGUACGAAUUCUACAUAGAAGCCUACAACAGCGCCGGUAGAGGGCAGCCCAGCGAGAUUCUUCCCGUCAAGACUGAUGGCUCAGCUCCACAAGCUCCUAACAAGCACAGUCUUCUCAUAGUGAAUGCCACCUCGGUAACUAUACAUCUCUCCGCUUGGCGGCGUGGUGAGUGUCCGUUACUGCAUUUCUCUAUUCAGUACAAGCCGUUAGAAGGGUCAGAAUGGAUACUCUUGUCCAACAAUAUCCUACCAGAACAGAGGUCAUCGACAAUUCCGGACUUAACUCCAGCCACUUGGUACACUAUUUUGAUGACGGCCAGUAAUGAAGCUGGAAACACAGAGGCAGAAUACGAGUUUGCAACUCUCACCCCAUCUGGCGCAACAGUAUCGCCACAUUAUUCAGCGUCUAGUCAUACGAGCGACCUCUAUCGACAGUUGAAGAUAAUAAUACCUGUCGUUUGCACAACAGUGGUGCUUGUGUUGGUGGUCACUAUUGCAUGCGUAGUUCUAAUCCGUCGACGACAGGGAAAUCCGCCUAACUCCACGUAUUCGACAGUCGCGAGAGAAAAUUACACAGGAAAGACGGGAGAGGCUGUGCCUAUGGCAGUAUGGGAUAAACCCAACCAAUCAGAUCCUCGUUUACAUCACAGUCGUGAACAACUCUAUUUUCCAUCACCAUACGCCACCAGUAGGUUAUCUGUAUAUUCGGGCGAAGGUGAAACAGAAGGUGGAGGCCCACCGUCUGACCACCGCCUACGUUACAGCCGAGAACAGCUACCUUAUCCAAAUCCCUAUGGUCCUAGUGGAACUUCUGUAAACUCUGAUGAGCUACAGACAGACAGAGGAAUUAGUUUUUCUUGGGGCCAACUGACGUCAGAAAGUGGUUUCCAUACCUAUGAUAUCCCAGUUCGCCGCAAACCGGUUUCUCAGAGUCAAAGUUUUAAAGAUGAGCAAUGCCCCCCGCGAAUCAAGAACAAAGGACAACACGUGUUGCUUUAUCCUGGAAUCGCUUCUCGACCACCAAAAGAGCUUGGAAACGAGUUCCCCGAUGAUUUGGCCACACCUGAAACCUAUACUGCUCCCAAGUUGGUGACUUCUGGAAUUGCAAUAGAGAGACAUUAUGAUCAAAUCCAACGACCAAAGUACCCAUUGUCAAGAAGUCUGCAGAACAAGUUUCCAAACGGCAGGACCAAUAAAACCGAUCAGCGGCAGGUAGCAACUGGAGAAGAAUCCUUGGACCUUUCUGAUGCCGAAUGUGAUAGAAACUGGUAUAGAGCAUACCACGGGCAAGAGUCGUGACCGUCGAAUCAAGGAUAGUUUUGUUGUGCUUGUCAUAUUUUGUUUCAGUUUGUUUGCUUGAAGUUAAGACUGUUGAUAUUGACCUCCUAAGAAUUUUGUAUAAUAUAAUUAUUUAUUAUUAAAGCAAUAACUUAAAUUAAAAUAAUUUAUUACUAAAGGA
Molecule: messenger RNA, 2250 nt
Organism: Limulus polyphemus (Atlantic horseshoe crab)
Lineage: Eukaryota; Metazoa; Arthropoda; Merostomata; Xiphosura; Limulidae
Product: Down syndrome cell adhesion molecule-like protein 1 homolog
Exons: 9
Coding region: 339-2090 (583 amino acids)
Molecular function (GO): protein binding
Source: RefSeq, a predicted model, not a curated record